AUGAAGGAACCUGGGUUCCUGGAAAAAAGGAUUGCGCCGCCGCCGCCUUCGGGGUCACCCAAGAUGUUGUUGAAAGAAGGGUCCUUCGACGGCGUCGCGGCGUCCUCCGCUUCGCUUCCUGUACCGGGCAGCAGCAGCGGCGGCCUCCGGAAGAAGAAGAGCCGCUCACUAAAAAGCCCUGUGGGUGAAACGCGUAAUGUUGGGUCUGGUGGUGUUGCUUCUGGCAGCGACGGCAACGAAAAAAUUGAAAAACCGCUUCGGAAAGUGAGUGUGUCCCAAACGGUGCCAGCCAUGCCGCCAGUGACUGCGAACUCCUCGCUUUCCUCGGACGAUCGUUCGGCAAUGAUCACCUAUGAGCCCCGGACUUGCUGGGCACAAAAGAGUCGACUCGGACGGCGUGGGAGCACAAGCAUUAAUGCUAUCAACCCCUUGAAUGGAACUGCUAGCAACACCUUGCACGGAGCCGAUUCAGAAGGCAGGACGGUGGAGUCGAUGCUCAAGAGUCAGAGGGGUGCUAGGAGCCUGCAGCCCUUGAAUCCCAACGGACAUCUCAGAAACAUCUGGGAUUUUGCUGGGGUUAUGAUCCUGGGCGUGGACUUGGUGCUGAUUCCCUUGCUCUUUGUGCAGCCGCGGCUAUAUGAGCUCUUCCCGUCCUUGGCCAUCGAGUCCAAAAUGGCUGUUUGCUAUUGGCUCCUGGAUUUUGCCCUGAGCUUCUUUACAGGAUACCUCGAGAAGGGCACCCUAGUGAUGGAUCUGCGAAAGAUCGCGUGUCGUUAUUUGAGCACCUGGUUCGUCCCGGACCUGACAGUGAACGCCAUCGACGUGGUGAUGAUCUUGGCAGAGUCCAUGAUCUCCAACGAUGAAUCGAUGCGAGCGAGUACUCGCCUUCUCCGCUUGCUGCGGCUCUCACGCGUGGUUCGCCUGGGCAAGUUGACGAAGUUUGCCUCCUUUCUGAGAGACAAGUUCGAGUCGGAAGUUACGUACACUCAGUUUUCACUCGUAAUAUUGAUUUUGGCUAUGUGCUUGUUGGAGCACAUCAUUGCAUGCGGUUGGUUUGGAAUCGGCUCUAUGGAAACUGAAAGCACGUGGCUCUCACGCUCCGAAUGGAGCGAUUCAUCCUUCACCCUGCAGUAUACCACGGCGCUACGUUGGGCCUUUUCUCAGCUGGGUGUGGGUGGAACCGAACUUGAAGCAGUGAACGAGAAGGAGGGCAUUUAUUCCAAUGUGGUGGCGUUGAUCUCCUUAAUCACCUUUUCCAGUGUGGUGAGCUCUAUGACCAGUCUGGUGAGUACUUUGCAGGGCCAAGGGAGAGAAGAGACGCAGCAGUUCAGUUUGCUACGACGCUUCUUGCGAGUGAAUCACAUCCCCGAAAAUCUCAGCCAUCGAAUCACGCGCUUCUUGCACUACACUUAUCAUGAACGCACGGCGAACGUGGACGACCCUCAGAUUCUGAUGUUCUUGUCCAAAUCGCUUCAUGCUGAGCUGCAAUUGGAGCGGCAUAGAGAGCAUAUCGACAAGAUCCAAUUCCUGCAUACUUUGCUGCACAAUCCUUCGAUCAGUUUUCAGGAGGGUCAAGUGAUGCAAACUUUGGCGCAGAGGGCCUUGAGUUCCCAUGACUUGGGGGAGGAUGACGUGGUCUUUUGUCACGGAAACCCGGCCACCUCGGCGUACCUUCUGCUCCAUGGUUCAAUGACCUACCGUCAAGUGGACAUGAAUGUCCAGCCCACGGGGGACUACUGGAUUUGUGAGAUGUGUCUUUGGACCCAUUGGAGCCAUUUUGGCGAUUUGCAUUGCCAGAGUUUUAGCCAUAUUUGCGCCCUCCAUGUCCAGGAGUUCUGCGAGGUGAUUUGCAGCAGUCCAACCGUCCAAGUGCAAGCACACAACUACGCUAAGGAUUAUAUCAACUGCAUGCACGCAGAGAAUGCCUGCAGUGACCUGUGGGUGAGCGAACUCCAAGUCGCGAAGAACUCGUCCUUGCGAGGCGAUGACUGGAUGCGGAGCAAAUGGACCAGUUGGGUGAAAGGACCCGCAUCGCCGUCCUCACACCAAGCCUCCCCACGCCUGAUGUCGCAGGUAGUGCCACAAUGAUUUUCCAAUCCCCAACCUUGCACCGGAGACUGAUAAUGCAUCCACGAUGAUCCGUUGCAGAUUGAUGGGCAGCAACUGGGUUGCCCGAUUCCAC
Molecule: messenger RNA, 2182 nt
Organism: Cladocopium goreaui
Lineage: Eukaryota; Dinophyceae; Suessiales; Symbiodiniaceae
Source: the annotation of a GenBank genome assembly